Messenger RNA from Mya arenaria, 798 nucleotides. RefSeq lists its product as uncharacterized. NCBI's taxonomy places the organism in Eukaryota, Metazoa, Mollusca, Bivalvia, Myida, Myidae. Bases 94 to 771 code for a protein of 225 amino acids. The transcript has 5 exons. The record is from RefSeq and is a predicted model, not a curated record.
AUGGUAUGCGGAAAAUAAAUAAUAUAGAAUACACGAAGAUCAGGUUUUAUUGCAAGAAAGACGUUAUACGUGGAUACCUUCUUUAGAACAGAAAUGUCUGAGAAAGUUGCAGACACGGAUAUUGCCAUGGAAGAGAUUCAAGGGGAUGGAAAACGAUUGACUGCCGCAGAGAUACCGAUAGCUACCACACGAACUUCGGACCCGCCAACCGAUACUUCCAUUAUGGCCGACAGUGCACCGGAUGAAGUCGAAUCUAACGCAUGGGCAGGACUUCUCAAAUUCUUCUCCACUAUUUUCAUCAUUCACUUCUUUCCGUUUUCACUUCUGUGUUCCUUAAAGACGGCCCAAGAGUACGAGCGAGCAGUUAUUUUCGCCUGUGGCGAAUCUUACAUGGCGGCGCAAAAGGACCAGUCGGCGGUCUAUCCGGCCCGUCGGCAACCAACAGUCGGCGGUCUAUCCGGCCCGUCGGCAACCAUCAGUCGGCGGUCUAUCCGGCCCAUCGGCAACCAACAUUCGGGGGUCUAUCCGUCCCGUCGGCAACUAUCAGUUGGCGGUCCAUCCGGCCCGUCGGCAACCAACAGUUGGCGGUCUAUCCGGCCGGUCGGCAACCAGCAGUCGGCGGUCUAUCCGGCCGGUCGGCAACCAUCAGACGGCGGUCUAUCCGGCCCGUCGGCAACCAACAAUCGGCGGUCUAUCCGGCCGGUCGGCACUAUCUUUGCACGGUGUUAUCAUAUAUUUGUUUUGUCUGGUGCUAUAAUAUACACUUCGUGAGGAUAAAACUGAAAUGAUAUUUCAUAA